This is a messenger RNA of Cyphomyrmex costatus, 725 nucleotides long. Its product is annotated as microsomal glutathione S-transferase 1. NCBI's taxonomy places the organism in Eukaryota, Metazoa, Arthropoda, Insecta, Hymenoptera, Formicidae. Gene Ontology annotation, cellular component: membrane. The transcript is spliced from 3 exons. The coding region runs from base 186 to 623 and encodes 145 amino acids. The record is from RefSeq and is a predicted model, not a curated record.
ACCAGGUGCGGCUAGGUCAAAGUGAUGCUCGAGAUUACUCGAAAUGUUCUAACCUUUGACUCCCGAAUAUAUACCCAAGGACGUCCCGACCACUGACGAGCAAUCUCUCUACUAACUGCGUACUACAACACAAAAAAGGCAGAGCCGGCGUCAGUUAUCAACAAGGAAUUUGAAGUCUUCGAAAAAUGUCUGAAAUAAAUCCAGAAGUGUUCAAAGUAUUUGGCUUUUGGAGUGGCAUUCUAGUUCUAAAGAUGCUGGCGAUGGUGCCGUUAACUGCACGACAACGAUUUCGAAAACACGUACUGGUAAGUCCAGAAGAUACUUUCUUCAACACUAAAGGCAAAGCUGUUUACAAUGAUCCAGAUGUGGAGCGUGUACGCAGAGCACACUUGAACGAUCUCGAGAAUGUUCUCCCUUGGUUCAUAAUCACGUACUUCUGGCUGGGAACAGGACCUUCGCCAUGGUUGGCCAAAACCUUGAUACAAACCUUUGUACUGUCUCGUAUAGGUCACACUCUGUCGUACGUAAUUUUUCAACAACAACCUCUGAGAGCGGCAACUUUUACUGUGGCACUUGGAGUUACAGGUUACGAAUUAUUUAAGACAUUAUUGUACUAUUAUUAAUUUUUACAUAAAUCGUGCAAUAAGCAUAUCUAUAGCUCUGUACGACAUAACAUUCUUUUAAUAUUUAAAGAUCAAAACAAUUUUCGUUAUGUACAUAUCUAC